CAACCCAUUUCCAAAAAGUGGUAUAAAGCUUGUUUCUUCAAUACUAAAGUUGCAUCUACCAUGUUUGUAAAGUAUGUUUCCAAUCCAUAGACUAUAUAUUCUCUCCAUUAGCAGUUUUGCUUUCCUUGGCUUUGUCUUUUGAUUUGAUUCUUCGUUUUCGUGUUAAUUAGGGCUUAAUUGCAUGUGUGUUGUGGAGGAUGGAAUUUAGUCUUGUGAGGUUGCAAAGAUAUGUUCUCCGUAGCUUUCUUUUUCUUCUUUUGAUGUAUAAUACUCACAAGAAUUAGCUUCCUUGCAUUGCAUGGUUGCUAUGUGAAGCUUUUGAAUUUUUUAUUUUUUUUUAAGAAUAAUAUUUCAUGGCAAACUUUUGGCUGAAUGAUUUUUUAAUUUUUGGACGAAUAAUCAAACUCUAUAUUAUAUUACAAGAAAUUUGUCAUCCAUUCUUUGGAGAACUAUAUUUUUUUUAAGGAAUUUUUUUGAAAUGUCAUAUGAACUUAUACACUUUUUUAGUUUGUCAUACAAAUUAAAUUUUUAAACGAUUUGUCAUAUCAAUCUUCCAAAAUUCUUAAUUUGUCAUCUUAUCUCAACCCCGUUAAAUUUUCCAUCCAAAAUAAUUCACGUGCAUUGCACAUUAGUUGUGUUUAGGGUAAUUUCAGACUUUCGACCUCAUUUGCACAAGUUUUUUUUUUAUUUUUUUUUUAUUUUUAUACAAGGAUAUAUUUAUACUAGGAGGUGGAGGAAGAAAUUGAUUUUGGACAUUUGACCUUUUUUCACAAGCUACUUCUCUUUGGUAUGAACCCAAAAAUUUUGACUAGUAAUAAAAAGUAUGUCGCGUUCAUUUCAAAAACUUAAGGUGAACUACUAAAAAAUUAUAUUAGGCUUAUUAACAUGGAGUUUAACUAAUUACAAGCUUUGAGAAUUUAAUGCGAUCCACUUGUUCUUUAAAAAAGGAGUUGAAAUGUCAGAAAUAAUCUUGAAAGAGUGUGUUGAGUUAAAAAGUUGGAAAUAACCUUGAAACCAAGUCAUUUGUAAGGCACAUGGCUUAUUUUGGGUGGCAAACUUAACAGAGUUAUGAUGAAAUGACAAAUUAAUGAUUUUGGAAAGUUGAUAUGACAAAUUUCUCAAAAUUUUAGUUUAUAUGACAAAUUAAAAAAGCUGUACAAGUUCAUAUGAUGUUUCAAAUUUUUUUUCAUUUUUAAAAAGAAAGUUUGGUUGCCAAUUCAAACAAUAAAUAGUUCCUGUUGCAGCUCUGAUCUCACCACCUAAGUUGUCUGACUUGCUUUGUGUUGUAAACCAAAGCAACCAACUUUCUGAAGUGCUGCUGCUCGUCAAAAACAGCAAGUUAACAGUAAGACAUGGCUGAGGUAAAUCCUGUGGAUGGAGAGGCAGUCAAGGAGCGGGACGUGGCAGCAUCAAACGGCGAUUCAACCGCGGAGGAUUCCGAAAACAAUGCGCAAGAUAUGAGCAAGAGCAAGGAGGAUGGCACCAAAACAGUACCAUAUUACAAGCUUUUCUCCUUUGCUGAUUCCUUGGAUUACAUGCUAAUGUCUGUUGGUGUGAUCAGCGCCAUUGGAAACGGGCUGUGUCUGCCUCUAAUGAGUGUAAUCAUAGGAGAUAUGAUUAAUUCUUUUGGAGGAACUGGGAAUACCAAAGAUGUGGUGGGUGCAGUUUCUAAGGUAGCUCUAAAGUAUGUUUACUUGGCCGUGGGAGCUGGUGCUGCUGCAUUUCUGCAGAUGUCUUGCUGGAUGAUCACCGGAGAGAGACAGGCUGCACGAAUAAGAGGGUUAUAUUUGAAAACAAUAUUAAGGCAAGAUGUUGGUUUUUUUGAUAACGAAAUAAACACUGGGGAAAUUAUUGGGAGGAUGUCAGGUGAUACUGUGCUCAUUCAAGAGGCCAUGGGCGAGAAGGUAGGAAGAUUUAUCCAAUUAAUUGCAACAUUCAUCGGAGGCUUUAUUAUAGCAUUUGUUAAGGGAUGGCUUCUCACCCUUGUCAUGCUAUUGUCUAUUCCCCUUCUUGUCUUCUCUGGGGCCAUGAUGGGCAUCGUUAUAUCGAAGUUGGCAUCCCGUGGGCAAACUGCUUAUUCACUGGCAUCAACUGUGGUAGAGCAGACAGUUGGUUCAAUCAGAACUGUUGUCUCAUUUACAGGAGAGAAACAUGCCAUAGCUAAUUACAACAGCUCCUUAAUUAAAGCUUACAAGUCGGGUGUGCACGAGGGUCUGGCUUCUGGGUUUGGGAUUGGUGCUAUGAGGCUUAUUGUAAUGUGUAGUUAUGGUUUGGCCAUAUGGUUUGGCGGAAAGAUGAUAGUUGAAAAAGGAUAUACAGGAGGAGAAGUAAUGAAUGUAGUUUUUGCUGUGUUGAAUGGCUCACUGUCCCUUGGGCAGGCAUCUCCAUGCAUGAGUGCAUUUGCUGCUGGAAAAGCUGCAGCUUAUAAAAUGUUUGAGACGAUUAACAGAAAGCCUGAGAUAGAUACUUAUGACACUAAUGGGGAGCAGUUACAAGAGAUCCAUGGAGACAUUGAACUGAGGGAUGUUUAUUUUAGCUAUCCUGCAAGACCAGAUGAACAAAUAUUCCGUGGAUUUUCUCUCUCAAUACCUAGUGGUGCAACUGCUGCUUUGGUUGGAGGAAGCGGAAGUGGUAAAUCAACUGUAAUCAGUUUAAUUGAGAGAUUUUAUGACCCCCAAGCUGGUGAAGUUCUUAUCGAUGGUAUUAAUCUGAAAGAAUUCCAGCUGAAAUGGAUCAGACAGAAAAUAGGCCUUGUCAGUCAGGAACCCGUUUUGUUUACUUGUAGCAUUAAAGAUAACAUUGCUUAUGGGAAGGACCGUGCAACUAAUGAUGAAAUAAGGGCUGCUGUUGAACUUGCUAAUGCAGCUAAAUUCAUAGACAAACUGCCUCAGGGACUAGACACAAUGGUUGGUGAACAUGGAGCUCAGCUAUCUGGGGGACAAAAGCAGAGAGUUGCCAUAGCUAGAGCAAUCUUGAAAGACCCAAGAAUUCUACUUUUAGACGAAGCCACAAGUGCUCUCGAUGCAGAAUCUGAGAGAGUUGUGCAGGAGGCAUUGGAUAGAAUUAUGAUUAGUCGCACUACUGUCGUUGUAGCCCAUCGUUUGAGCACAGUAAGGAAUGCUGACACCAUUGCUGUUAUACAUAGAGGGACAAUUGUUGAAAAAGGACCACAUUCUGAGCUAAUUAAGGACUCUGAGGGAGCAUAUAGCCGGCUUAUAAGGUUGCAAGAAAUGAGCAGAGUGUCAGAAAAGACGACUGUGAAUGAUCAAAAUAGGCCAGAAAUUAGUAGUGUGGAUUCUCGGAGACAUGCAAGUCCAAGAUUUUCAAACUUACGAUCCAUAAGCUGGGGAUCAUCUGGGAGAGGAAAUAGUGGUCGUCAUUCCCUCUCAAUCUCAUUUGGUGUGCCCACUGCAGUAGGUGUCCUUGAAGCAGCACAUGCAGGAUCAGAUAUUCCUGACUCAAAAUCAUCAAGAGUGCCUCCAGAAGUCUCGCUUCGCCGCCUAGCUUACCUGAACAAGCCAGAGAUCCCAGUCUUGUUACUAGGUACUAUAGCUGCAGCGGUCGAUGGGGUAUUCUUACCUUUUUUGGGGGUAUUAUUUGCCUGUGUAACCAAAACCUUCUUUGAGCCACCGCAUGAAGUCCGAAAGGAUUCAAAGUUCUGGGCAUUAAUCUGUAUUGUUCUUGGACUGGGAUCUUCCAUAGCACAUCCAUUAAGACAAUACCUUUUCGCUGUCGCGGGUUGUAGGUUAAUAAAACGAGUCCGAUCGAUGUGCUUUGAGAAGGUGGUUUACAUGGAAGUAAGUUGGUUUGACGAUCCUGAGCACUCAAGUGGUGCAAUUGGUGCAAGGCUUUCUGCAGAUGCAGCUUCUUUGCGGGGGCUGGUUGGAGAUGGUCUUGGUUUGGUUGUUCAGAACUUAGCAACUGCAGUUGCUGGUUUGGUGACUGCUUUUAUGGCAAAUUGGCAACUUUCUCUUAUAGUUCUUGUUUUGCUGCCUCUGUUAGGAGUAAAUGGAUAUUUUCAAGUCAAAUUCAUGAAAGGAUUCAGUGCGGAUGCGAAGAAAAUGUACGAGGAGGCAAGCCAAGUAGCGAAUGAUGCUGUAGGGAAUAUCAGAACAAUUGCUUCCUUCUGUGCCGAAGAGAAGGUGAUUGAAUUGUACCAGAAAAAAUGUGAAGGCCCAAUUAAGAAAGGGAUUAGACAAGGGUUAAUCAGUGGGAUAGGAUUUGGGCUAUCCUUCUUUUUUAUGUAUUCCGUGCACGCCACUAGUUUUUACGCAGGAGCCCGACUUGUUUCAGCUGGAAAGACAACAUUCUCCGAUGUUUUCCGAGUUUUCUUUGCUCUCACUAUGGCAACAGUUGGAGUGUCUCAGUCGGGUUCCCUAGCCCCUGAUGUAAGUAAAGCAAAGAGCUCUGCUGCUUCUAUAUUUGCGAUUCUCGAUCGAAAAUCAACAAUAGACUCCAGUGACGAAUCUGGAACAACUAUAGAAAAUGUGAAGGGAGAAAUUGAAUUACGCCACGUCAACUUUAAGUACCCAACUCGACCUGACGUGCUAAUCUUCCAGGACCUUUGCUUGACCAUUCGUCACGGCAAGACAGUUGCUCUGGUUGGAGAAAGUGGAAGUGGGAAAUCGACAGUCAUCUCAUUGUUGCAGAGAUUUUAUGAUCCUGAUUCUGGUCACAUUACACUAGAUGGAAUCGAAAUCCAAAAGCUACAGUUGAAGUGGUUGAGACAGCAAAUGGGGCUAGUGAGCCAGGAGCCUGUGUUGUUUAAUGAAACCAUCCGAGCCAACAUUGCAUAUGGAAAGGAAGGGGAUGCAACAGAAGCUGAAAUUAUAGCUGCAGCAGAAUUGGCAAACGCUCACAAGUUCAUUAGUAGUUUACAACAGGGUUACGAUACAAUAGUAGGAGAGCGGGGGGUUCAACUGUCCGGCGGACAGAAGCAAAGGGUGGCAAUCGCAAGGGCUAUAAUGAAGGCACCAAAGAUUUUACUACUAGAUGAAGCCACAAGUGCUCUUGACGCUGAAUCCGAACGAGUUGUUCAAGACGCAUUGGACCGAGUCAUGGUGGAUCGAACCGCGGUGGUGGUUGCUCAUCGGUUAUCCACGAUUAGGAGUGCAGAUUUAAUCGCGGUGGUGAAAAAUGGAGUCAUUGCAGAGAAAGGAAAGCAUGAAACUUUGAUCAAUGUCAAGGAUGGCAUUUAUGCUUCUUUGGUUGCAUUCCAUGCAAGUGCCUCAUCUUAGUGAUCUGCUUUUCAAUUAUUAUACUGCAGUAACUUAGAAAUUCCAAGGAAAAUAGGUAUGCAUAAGCUUAUUUUAGGUGAUUCUCACUUUACUGCCCUCAAGUAUCAUGAAAUUUGUACUUUGCUUC
This is a messenger RNA of Pyrus x bretschneideri (Chinese white pear), 5364 nucleotides long. RefSeq names its product ABC transporter B family member 11-like. Gene Ontology annotation, biological process: transmembrane transport. The transcript is spliced from 12 exons. The record is from RefSeq and is a predicted model, not a curated record. Gene Ontology annotation, molecular function: ATP binding; ABC-type oligopeptide transporter activity; ATP hydrolysis activity. NCBI's taxonomy places the organism in Eukaryota, Viridiplantae, Streptophyta, Magnoliopsida, Rosales, Rosaceae. Gene Ontology annotation, cellular component: membrane. Bases 1353 to 5237 code for a protein of 1294 amino acids.